Messenger RNA from Oncorhynchus keta (chum salmon), 1445 nucleotides. RefSeq names its product chemokine XC receptor 1-like. The transcript is spliced from 3 exons. Gene Ontology annotation, biological process: G protein-coupled receptor signaling pathway; immune response; chemotaxis. The record is from RefSeq and is a predicted model, not a curated record. The coding region runs from base 151 to 1425 and encodes 424 amino acids. NCBI's taxonomy places the organism in Eukaryota, Metazoa, Chordata, Actinopteri, Salmoniformes, Salmonidae. Gene Ontology annotation, cellular component: membrane. Gene Ontology annotation, molecular function: chemokine receptor activity.
UCUGUAGUCACCUAGCAACAACCAGGGUCUCUGUCUUCCAGGGUCUCUGUGUUCCAGGGUCUCUGUGUUCCAGGGUCUCUGUGUUCCGGUCAGAUCAUCACUACCACCACCUAGUCCUGUUCUGCUGGGACUACACACCUCUACAGCGAGAUGGAUGCUGAAGGAGUCAACAUGGAGAGGUUUCCUACAGGGAACCUGUAUAGCACUGUAGAGGAAGGAUUGAGACCUACUACUCCCGGCAACGGAACCAAUGUCACCACUGAUUUCUACGGCAGCGCCGACUAUGACGAGGAGUACGGGGAUGAACGCUGCUCUAAGACAGACGUGGUCAGGUUCGGAGCCCUCGUCACACCCAUGGUCCUCUCCGUGGUCAUUGUGCUAAGCCUUGUGGGUAACCUGCUGGUGCUGGUGAUUCUGGCCAGGUACGAGCAUCUUCGGUCACUGACAAAUGCGUUUAUGAUGAACCUGGCGUUGUCUGACCUGGUGUUCACCUGCGGCCUCCCCUUCUGGGUCUCCUAUCACCUGAUUGGCUGGAGCUACGGUGACCUCACGUGUAAGGCGGUUAGCUUCCUGUUCUAUGCUGGCUACUACAGCAGUGGCAUCUUCCUCAUCCUCAUGACACUGCAUCGUUACCUGGCCGUGCUCCACCCCCUGUCUUACCUGGUGUCAGGCCCCUCCCACUCUCAGGGCACCUGGAGCGCUGUCGUAUCAUUGGUCGUCUGGACCGUCAGUCUGUUAGCUGCUAUGCCAGCUCUCAUCUUUACCAAGUUCAUCAUCACUGAUUCUACUGACCUUAAACACCCUCUGGACCCUAACAACCCUGAUGGGCCUAGUGACUCUAACGCCCCUAGUGGUGAACAGCGGUACUGUGAGGUUGCAGAUGUCAGCUGGAGGCUGUGGGGGGUCUACCAGCAGAACAUCCUGUUCAUAGUGACAUUAUUAGUGGUGUGUGUCUGUUACAGUCAGAUUCUAGUCCGCCUCCUGAGACCCAGGGUUAGGGUUAGACGCCAGAGGAGCGGAGGAGACAGGAGGAGCCACAGGACCGCCAGGCUGGUCUUCGGCCUGGUCCUGGUUUUCUUUGUGGGCUGGGCGCCGUACAACGUGGUCAUCUUCCUCAGGACGCUGGUGUAUAGGAGUCAAGAUGGUGGCGGUGCUGAUUCAUCCACAACACUAUGGGACGAGUGUGGCACCAGCAUCACGUUAGACUACUCCUUCUAUGUGACCAGGCUGCUGGCGUUCUCCUACUGCUGUCUCAACCCGUUGUUCUACGUGUUCGUUGGGGUCAAGUUCCGGAACCACCUGGAGAGAAUGUUGAAGGGUUGUUGUCAUAGUGUUACCGUUGUCAAUAACAACAACAACAGCAGUGUUCUGUACAGGAGCAGCAGACUGACAUCACAGUCCAGCGGGGAGGAGUUCUCACUUUAAAUAACAACAACAACAACAGU